Messenger RNA from Homalodisca vitripennis (glassy-winged sharpshooter), 3187 nucleotides. RefSeq names its product zinc finger protein 26-like. Gene Ontology annotation, molecular function: RNA polymerase II cis-regulatory region sequence-specific DNA binding; DNA-binding transcription factor activity. Lineage: Eukaryota; Metazoa; Arthropoda; Insecta; Hemiptera; Cicadellidae. Bases 773 to 1969 code for a protein of 398 amino acids. The transcript is spliced from 2 exons. Gene Ontology annotation, biological process: regulation of transcription by RNA polymerase II. The record is from RefSeq and is a predicted model, not a curated record.
ACCAGGUGUUGUAAAACUCCCAAGUAGCUCGUUGACACUUUGUUACGACUUUGUACUAAAUUUUUAGAUGCAGAAUAUAACAGUAUCAUCAGCAUACUGUACAUAAUUUUUUAAUAUUUUAGGUGUUGCAUACAAUGAAAUGAUAUGCUACUUGAAAAUACAGCUUUGAGGUUAGCCUCUGUUAGUUAUUCUAGUAUAAGUUUACUUCCAGAUAGAUGCACCAUAAUAAGAUGGCCAACAAACAAUCUGAAAAUCGGUGUUGAAUUUACAACUGUAUAUUCAAAACGUUUAAUGUUAUUAAUGUACACAGGUGAGGAAGUGUACAAGUGUUUUAUCAAUACGUCUAACAUAAUUAUCAUAAUGUUAUCUACAAAGAAGUAAAAUGCUAUAUUAACUAAAAGUGGAUUAUUGAGAACAUAUAACACAUACUUAUGGGAAAUUUGAUGGUUUCAGUGGUACGACAAAUUUAGAGAUAUUACUCAAAUAGGUAAUAAAUAAUGGUUGUUCCCAUUUUAGCAUUUUAUUUAAUACAAGUGGUUGUUUAAGAAUAAACCCCUUAAUACCUCACUUCUGUAUAGUAGCUAUGAAUGGAAUUAAAAAAAGGAAUAUUUUGUGAAGUGAGAAACCUUUUUUCCUAUGUAACUUUAUUACAAGCGAGUAUAUCCAAAGACAAAAACUAAAAUACCUUAUAAAGGUUCCCCGAGCAGAUAUCGGGAAACUAGUGUUUUGGUUUUUGUAAAGCUAUGCGUAUAUAUUACUAUUAGCAAAUUAAAUGAUGUCCACUCAUCCAGAUGACAACCCUUUUAAUUGUUCCUUGUGCAGUUAUACAAGCACGAAAAGUGAGCAAUUAAAAAGGCAUAUGUUAACGCACACAGGUAAGAAACCAUAUAAGUGUUCUGUGUGCAACUAUGCAAGUAUUAGGAAAGGGGAUUUACAAAGACAUAUGUUGACUCACACAGGUGAGAAACCAUUUAAGUGUUCCUUGUGCAUCUAUUCAUGCACUCAAAAAAUGCAUCUAAAAAGCCAUAUGGUAACUCACACAGGUGAGACACAAUUUAAGUGUUCCCUGUGCAUAUAUUCAAGCACUACAAAGGCACAACUAAAAGAUCAUAUGUUAACUCACUCAGGUGAGAAACCAUUCAAAUGUUCACUGUGCAUUUAUUCCAGCACUAGGAGAGCCCAUCUAAAAACACAUAUGCUAUCUCACACAGGUGAAAAACCAUUUAGUUGUUCACUGUGCAUGUAUUCAAGCAGUAGGAGGUCGCAUCUAAAAGCUCAUAUGCUAACUCACACAGGUGAGAAACCAUUUAAGUGUUCUCUGUGCAUAUAUUCAAGUUCCAAAAGCGGCAAUCUAAAGAGUCAUAUGUUAACUCACACAGGUGAGAAACCAUUUAAGUGUUCUCUCUGCAGCUAUGCAAGUAUUUGGAAAAAGGAUUUACAAACACAUAAAUUAACUCACACAGGUGAGAAACCAUUUAAGUGUUCCGUGUGUAUCUAUUCAUGCACUCAGAAGAAGCAUCUGAAAAGUCAUAUGUUAACUCACUCAGACAAGAAACAAUUUAUGUGUUCCCAGUGCAAUUUUUCAAGUAGUACUAGAGAGUAUCUAGAAAGUCACAUGGUAAGUCACACAAAUGAGAAACCAUUUAAGUGUUCCCUGUGUAUAUUUUCUUGCACUGAGAGCGAGCAUCUAAAAACACAUAUGACAAAUCACACAGGUGAGAAACUAUAUAAGUGUAUCCUUUGCAACCAUGUAAGUAGUAGUAGUAGGGAUUUACAAACACAUAUAUUGACUCAUGCAGAUGAGAGACCAUUUAAGUGUUCGUUGUGCACAUAUUCAUGCACUCGGAGGAUGUACCUAAAAAACCAUAUGUUAACUCACACAGGUGAGAAACCAUUUAAAUGUACCUUGUGUCUCUAUUCAGGCACUACGAGAACGUAUCUAAAAAAACAUAUGCUCACUCACAAGUGAAAACCUAUUUAAGUGUUCCCUGUGUAUGUAUUCAUGCACUCAGAGGAAGCAUCUCAAAAGUCAUAUAUUAAUUCAUAAGAUGACAUUGUUAACUCAUCUAGAUGAUAAACAAUUUUAAUGUUUUCUGUGCAGCUAUAAAAUUACUCUUAAGUUUAUUUAAAAUGUGCAUACGUUAUUUCAUGGGUGAGAAAUGAUAAGUACAAAAACGUUAACCCACAGGCUUUAAAUUAUUUAAAUGUUUCCUAUGCAGCUUUUACUUUACAUCAAUUUCACGGUUAGGAGAGAACUGAGUUCAAAAUGUGGUACCAUAAAAACCAUUGAGUGUGCUCAGUUCAUCUAUUCAUUCACUAAAAGGAUGAGUCUAGAAACACGUUAACUCACAGAAAUGAGAAACAAUUUAAGUGCUGUUUGUUCAGCUGUAAGUCAAAUCAAACGUUUUUCUUCAUUAAUAUUACAUCAUAAUGAACAUAUUAGCAGAAAAUACAAGAAUAUAGACUAUAUUUAAAUAAGGCAACUCAAUACAAUUUCAUACAAGUUCAAUUUAUUGAAAAAUUUUGAUUAGAAGGAAUGUAUAUAUUGGCAUCAUAGUUUGCGGGUUGUAACAAUGGUUAACAUUAAUUUAAAAAAGUAAGCAAAGUAAAAAGGUUAAAUUAGCUAUGUGUAAAAGAGUAAUUGUUGAUAUGAAUAAGAAAGAUAGAUUAUUCGUUCCGUUUAUCGUACCUAUUUGGGGUCUGUCGGAGAGGUACUUAAACCAAGUACCUUUGGCAGGGUGUCCCAAUCGGUGUUAAACUAAAAUAUUUAGGAAUAGUUAAAACAUUCCAAAAUGUGUACAUCGUAUUUUACACAGUUUGUGGAAUCAUAGUUUACAAGAAAUAUCAAAGGCGGUACUUAUGUAAGUAAGGUUGUCUCAGCCUAGCGAUCAAUAAUAUAUGGAAUUCCACAAGGUUUGAUAGGAAAGGAACUCUACUGUUUUUUGCUUUCCUGGAGAGAACCAAAAAUAUUAAUACUAUUAAAAUGUGUAUAUAUGUAAAUAACACUAACAUAGUAGUAACAAGAAUUUCACUGAAAAAGAUAGAGAUUUCUGCUUAUAAUGUGCUAGCAGUUAUUGAAGAAUUCUUAAACCAUAAUCUGUUAUUUUAUUAAAAAAAAUUAAAUUUUAUAAUGUUCUUGGCAAAAAAAUCAGCACGAAAUUGAACCAUCAGUUAUAAUUGGCAAUGA